AUGGCUGAGGAUAUCGAAGAGAUUCUUGCUGAGAUCGACGGAUCCCAAAUCGAGGAGUACCAAAAGUUCUUCGAUGCCUUCGACAGAGGAAAGCAAGGAUACAUCAUGGCCACUCAGAUCGGUCAGAUCAUGCACGGAAUGGAGCAGGAUUUUGAUGAGAAGACCCUUCGCAAACUGAUCCGCAAAUUCGACGCCGACGGUUCCGGAAAGCUAGAGUUUGACGAGUUCUGCGCUCUCGUGUACACUGUUGCCAAUACUGUCGAUAAGGAAACGCUGGAGAAAGAGCUUCGUGAAGCCUUCCGUCUUUUCGACAAGGAGGGUAACGGAUACAUCUCCCGACCAACCCUGAAGGCUCUUCUCAAGGAAAUCGCCGACGACCUCACCGAUCAACAACUCGAGGAGGCUGUCGACGAGAUCGACGAGGACGGUUCCGGAAAGAUUGAGUUCGAGGAGUUCUGGGAGCUGAUGGCCGGAGAAUCUGACUAA
Caenorhabditis briggsae is the source of this 486-nucleotide messenger RNA. It is a transcript of the gene Cbr-pat-10, whose product is annotated as Protein CBR-PAT-10. NCBI's taxonomy places the organism in Eukaryota, Metazoa, Nematoda, Chromadorea, Rhabditida, Rhabditidae. The transcript has 5 exons. The record is from RefSeq and is a predicted model, not a curated record. Gene Ontology annotation, molecular function: enzyme regulator activity; calcium ion binding. The coding region runs from base 1 to 486 and encodes 161 amino acids.